UACAGUAUCAGCGAGAAGUUAGGGUUUUUAUUCACAUUUGCAAAGCAGACAUUUUUAUUCCUUCAAAAUCCAUUUUCAGUCUCUUCACUCCAAUAAUUCAAACAUUCCUUAAGUGUUGUAUAUAUUUGGUAAGCACAUACCAGGUGCCGUUCAUAAGGACAUUUGAAGUAGUCCUAAGAAUUGAGGGAAAAACUCGCUCUCUUGGUACUAGACACGUGAAGAAAUGGAGUAGUUACUAGAGUUGCCCCUUUUACACUGAAAAUUGACAACUGACAAGCAUUGUCAAAUCGUGUUCCCUUUGUUGUGUGGCUGAAACUGAAUGGAGUAGUUGCUAGAGUUAUCCUUUAUUCUGAAAAUUGAGUAUUCAUAGAAGCAAGCACCAACAUAAUACUUGUGAGUGUUGUGAAGCAUAGCUAAGACGGGGUCCCUUUGUUGUGUGGCUGCAAGGCCACAUGGGUCCAAUGCAGCUAGUGGAGAAUGGUCCAUGGGGCCACAUGAGCCUUACUGGCGGACUAAUUCAAGCUUCUCCCCGGCACCAUCCAGAUGGGAUUUCCGCUUCCAACCUGAAACAUUAUCCUUUGGCUCUAAUGACGGAGUUCAAUUAUAUGGAUCUUCUGCUUCAUCAAACAGUAGAGAUAGUAGAAGUUGGGUGAGGGGGAACCAAUUGGCCAAUCACCAAUAUCUCAUAUCAGAUGGUGUUGGUGCAUACUGUAGUAGUCCAUCAGACAUCUCUCCGGCACAACAGUGGACUCCGCCAGCUAUCCAAGAAAUCAACAUUGAUGAUUAUGGUACUUCAAGAAGGGAUGCAAUCACGAGGCCAUUUUCAUUUUCACCCACAAUGGAGGGAACAUCAAUUGCUAGGGAUGGCAGAGGCUCAACUUCAUCCCGAUCAGACAGUAGUGACUGUGAUUCAAUCACCAAGUCCCAUUCAUCUUAUCGUAGCUUCCCAAGUCGCCGUUUCUUUAUGUCAAAACCCAUACAUCCUCUGUCAUUUUUAACUGAAACAACACCUAGAAGAGAAGCUAUUGACAGCCUCUCAGCUGGUUUUUUAGAAUUUGAUGCCUCAACACCACAAAGAGAUAAAUACCGCUUGAGCAGUGCUAGUGGCAGUCUUGACUUGACAGAGGCUUCUGAAUCUUUUCAAUCUGACUUUCUAAGUAAACCUUGUAACCCUUCAGAUGGUUUCAGAUGUGGGUUAUGUGAGAGAUUUCUUUCGCAAAGAUCACCUUGGAGUUCUCGACGAAUUGUGAGAAGUGGAGAUAUGCCAGUUGCUGGGGUUCUUUCAUGCCGCCAUGUAUUUCAUGCUGAAUGUUUGGAGCAAGCUACACCAAAAUCAUGUAAAAGCGAUCCUCCAUGCCCAAUCUGUGCCAAGCUUGAAGAGGGUAGUUCUCCAGAGCAGCGAGUUUUUUCCAAGUUCUUUCCUAGGCUUAAAACAUUCAGUGAAGAAGGACCAUCCAAGCCUUGGGGCUGUGCUCAUUCUGGAGAUUGUGUCGAAGGGGCUUUGCACGGACCAUCUCGUGGCACUAUGCUCUCACUAAACCAGAACCGAAUUAGGAAAAAUCUUUCUUUGAAGGGAAACUCAGGCAAGGAAUUUCCGGGGAAAUUAAGAAAAACUAAUACAUUUUCUUCACAGCUAUAUAUUGGAUCAGUUGAUCAUGCAAUGGUAGGAUCUUCAAAAGCAUCAUCAGCAUGUUCCGGGCUGAAGUAAUAACUGAAUUUUGUAUAUAAUUGCAGGCUGACGACCGUGGCCUUUGGUGGUUGGUGUCCUAAUCGUCUUUAACUGUUCCUGUUGUUAUUGAAUUAGAAUCUUUAGUGGCUUAAUCAUGUUGUAAAAUGUAAUGUAGUGGAAAUUGUGUUUGCACUUCAGAAGGAUCCACACAAAUUUUAUCUUUUGUGUAAGUUUAAAACUGAUCUUUGAUCAUUGAACCAGUAUAUGUAUUCAUAGUAUGGCGGAAAAUUGUGAUUUGCAAGCUGUAGGCAUUGAACAAAGUGUCGUUUGAUGGUUUGGUGUCUUUUGAUGGUUACUUGAAAAGUAGUAAAGUCGAAAACUUUCUAUAUUUGU
Solanum dulcamara is the source of this 2062-nucleotide messenger RNA. RefSeq lists its product as uncharacterized. Bases 485 to 1708 code for a protein of 407 amino acids. The record is from RefSeq and is a predicted model, not a curated record. The transcript has 4 exons. Lineage: Eukaryota; Viridiplantae; Streptophyta; Magnoliopsida; Solanales; Solanaceae.